AUGAAGCUUGUCGCCUUGUAUUUCUUGUCAGUUUCGAGCCUCAGCUGGGCUUGCUUCAUCACGAAUUGUCCGAUCGGGGGCAAACGCUCAGCCGCUUUCGGGCUUCAGCUCUAUUCGAACGAGUAUCGGAGGUCUCCCCAGUGUCCGCCGUGCGGCCCUGGCUCUUCGGGUCAAUGUUUCGGCCCGGGUAUCUGUUGCACGCCCGAUUACUGUGUGUUGGACCCUGUGGGCUUGUCAACAUGCAAGUCCGAAGCUCUGAAGAUGACUCCGUGCAACAUUAAUCGUCCACGAUGCGGCGCAGAAAACAAGGGAUACUGUGCUCUCAACAGACUCUGCUGUACCAGCGAUUCCUGCACCCUGGACGAAAGUUGUUCCAGCGCGAAGGACCGGGACAUACUGCGUGAAUCCUUGAUGUUGAAUUAGAUGGAGGUCCAGAAGCGCGCAUUAAUGCUGCUCCU
Galendromus occidentalis (western predatory mite) is the source of this 458-nucleotide messenger RNA. RefSeq names its product oxytocin-neurophysin 1-like. Gene Ontology annotation, molecular function: neurohypophyseal hormone activity. The coding region runs from base 1 to 423 and encodes 140 amino acids. The transcript is spliced from 3 exons. Lineage: Eukaryota; Metazoa; Arthropoda; Arachnida; Mesostigmata; Phytoseiidae. Gene Ontology annotation, cellular component: secretory granule; extracellular region. The record is from RefSeq and is a predicted model, not a curated record.